Messenger RNA from Phytophthora nicotianae INRA-310, 1611 nucleotides. RefSeq lists its product as hypothetical. Gene Ontology annotation, molecular function: ATP hydrolysis activity; ABC-type transporter activity; ATP binding. Lineage: Eukaryota; Oomycota; Peronosporomycetes; Peronosporales; Peronosporaceae. The transcript is spliced from 2 exons. Gene Ontology annotation, cellular component: membrane. Gene Ontology annotation, biological process: transmembrane transport. Bases 1 to 1611 code for a protein of 536 amino acids. The record is from RefSeq and is a predicted model, not a curated record.
AUGACAUGUUCGAUUAAAAUUCACUUCAAGUAUCUUCGCAAAGUACUGGUCGCUCCGAUUCCAACAUUUUUCGAUGUGACCCCCAUUGGACGAAUCUUAAAUCGGUUCUCGCGAGACCUUGACGAAGUUGACAAUCAGCUCCCGUACGGGGGGUUAUGGCUACUACUGUGUGCUUUUCAAGUGGCGUCGUCGUUUUGUGUUUGUGCCGCUGUGAACCCAUUUGUGCUCUUCAUGUACAUCCCUGUUGGGUAUGGUUGCUGGUUUGCUGCGAAGGUCUACCUGUCUUCAGCGCUUGAGCUAAAAAGACUUGACGGUGUCUCCCGGUCACCUUUUCUCAACUUGGUAUCCGAGACGAUUUCGGGUUUGGACACGGUGCGAUCUUACAAUAUGACGGGUGCAUUUGCGAAGCGAUGCGAAGAACUGCUCAACAACAACAUGAAAUUCUACUUUAUCAUGCAUUCAGCGUCCCGUUGGUUCGAUAUGCGGACAGAUUGGUUUAUAUCUGUCAUCAUUGGCACUGUUGCACUUCUUGCAGUUGCAACUAAGUCAACGGUUGGAGCUUCCGUUGCUGGUCUGAGCUUAACCUACGCGGCGCAGUUGUCUUCAAGCUUCCAGAGGAUGACGACACUUUCAACUCGAGUGGAGAACAGUAUGACUUCUUUUGAACGCAUUGCUCACUACAAGUCGCUGGAUGAAGAAGGCGACCAAUGUGUACCUACUAACGAAGGCUCCCUACCUCCAGCGUGGCCCCGUUCAGGUGAUAUUGUCUUUGAAAAAGUCACAUUGCGGUAUCGAAAGGAUCUGCCCAUCAUACUCAAGGACGUCUCGUUUUUCGUUAAAAGUGGCGAAAAAGUAGGCAUCUGUGGACGCACGGGAUCUGGGAAGAGCUCGCUAAUGAGUGUGCUAUUUCGCGUCGUUGAGAUCCCAAACGGUGGUCGCGUUCUCAUGGAUAUCUCGACGAUUACAGUGCAACAACUACGUUCAAAACUGACAAUUAUUCCACAGGACCCAAUGUUGUUCAGCGGCUCACUACGUAUGCAUUUGAACCCGUUUGCGGACAAAAGUGACGCAGAGUUGUGGGAGGUACUGCGUAAGGUGCAUUUGCAUGACACAGUUGCAGCGUGGGGCAAAGGACUUGACUACGAGGUGGCUGAGAAGGGAGAUAACUUGUCUAUUGGACAGAGACAACUACUCUGCAUUGCACGGGCGCUCAUUCGGGAUAGCAAGGUGAUCGUGAUGGACGAGGCCACCGCAAAUGUCGACCAGGAAUCGGACAAGUUGAUCCAGCAGACGAUGAAAGAGAGAUUUGGGAACACUGACCAGACAGUCCUCUGUAUUGCGCACCGCAUCGAGACGAUCAUGGAUAGUGACAAGAUUUUGGUAUUGGAUGCAGGUCAAGUGGUGGAGUACGACAGCCCUUCUACUCUAUUGCAGCUGAAAAAUGGAGCGUUCAGCGGCUUCGAGAUCGACGUAGGCGAUGUCGAUGACCUCCGCAAUCCGAACCCCACGAGAGGUGGCAGCACGUUGGCUGCUGGAGCUACAGAAACAGGAGCCACCACUGCUGACGUGAAGCGCUGUGACGAAGAUGGCCCAGUCUCGCUGACUCUGUAG